AUGGUAUCAGUUGCAGCCAGUUUCCUACUCACAUUCUUGUCAAUGCUUCUACUUAUGCUUGCUAGCAGCAGUAAUGGAGCAAGAAGAGAGGCUGGGGCAGAACAAUAUUGGAGAAAUGUAAAAGACAACACUAUGCCCCAAGCCCUAGAAGGCCUUCUUCCUCGUGGCACCAUGUCGGUGCCACCUCUAGUACCUGAAGGGGAAAGAGGAACCGACGAUUGUCACACUGAAAAAAGUUAUGGCAUCUCAGACAAGUUUGAGCCGAGGCCCAAUGUAUCUGCGUAUCCUGGUGACAAAAAUGAUGAAACACAAAGAAAGAAACAAUUUGUUGACGACUUUAAUCCGCGUCCAAAUGUGUCAUCAUAUCCUGGAGACAAAAAAGAGGAAGCGCAAGGGAAGAAGUCAUUUGUUGAGGACUUUGAACCAAGACCAAAUGUGUCUUCAUAUCCCGGAGACAAAAAAGAGGAAUGGCAAGGGAAGAAGUCGUUUGUUGAGGACUUUGAACCAAGACCAAACGUGUCUUCAUAUCCCGGAGACAAAGAAGAGGAAAGGCAAGGGAAGACGUCGUUUGCUGAGGACUUUGAACCAAGACCAAACGUGUCUUCAUAUCCCGGAGACAAAAAAGAUGAAUCGCGAGGGAAGAAGUCGUUUGCUGAGGACUUUGAACCAAGACCAAACGUGUCUUCAUAUCCCGGAGACAAAAGAGCAAAAGCGCAAGGGAAUAAGUCAUUUGCUGAGGACUUUGAACCAAGACCAAACAUUUCUUCAUAUCCUGACGACAAAAUAGAGGAAGCACGAGGGAAGAAGUCAUUUGUUGAGGACUUCGAACCAAGACCAAACGUAUCAUCUUAUCCCGGAGACAAAAAAGAUAAAGUACAAGCAGAAAAUAAAUCGUUCUCCAAGGACUUUGAGCCAAGGCCCAAUGUUUCUGCCUAUCCUGGUGACCAAAAAGAUGAAGCACAAAGAAAGAAACAAUUUGUCGAAGGCUUUGAACCGCGACCAAAUGUGUCAGCCUAUCCCGAAGACAAAAAAGAUGGAGCACAAAAGAAUAAGAUGUUUUCUAAGGAAUUUGAACCACGUCCUGAUGUGACCGCCUAUCCUGGUGACAAAGAAGAAUCAAACGAGAAUAAGUCGACUUGGUUGGUUAAGAGCUUUGAGUCUAUAAAGGAUAUAUGA
Molecule: messenger RNA, 1176 nt
Organism: Impatiens glandulifera
Lineage: Eukaryota; Viridiplantae; Streptophyta; Magnoliopsida; Ericales; Balsaminaceae
Exons: 2
Coding region: 1-1176 (391 amino acids)
Source: RefSeq, a predicted model, not a curated record